UUCAUGCCACUGCAUUUCACUGAGAGUGUGCAAAGACAUGACACAACUCAGGACAUUUGACCGCUGGAUUAUGAAAAUGUCACGUUCUUGCUCUCUGGCUGUUGCCAUCCUGGUCUUUGCUGGAGGGUGGUGUCUGUGUGCAGCUAAUGUUGGGGAGUUCACUCCAUGCCUGCAGUCCUUCUACAGGUCCUGGCCUCCUAAAGGUCUGGAGGGGACCCCCAUCUGCCAGCGUUUCAACAACCAGUAUCGAUUUGCCACCUUGUACAGUCGCCCACGCCGCUCUCCGUGGUUCUCAGCCUAUUUAUACAGACCACCAGUGGGAAAGAGACCUUCAGCAAAUUGGAAGUUUGAGCCACAGUUAACCUACCCAGGAGCUGAUGGCAACAUGAUCCCCUUCCCUCCUGGCCCUCCAGACCAGAACGUGAUGGAGAGUCAGGCAGUUAAUCUGGACUACAUCAAUUCCACCUACUCUCGUGGCCACUUAAACCCCAGCCUUCACCACCAGAGCCAUGAGGACCGCUCCGCCACCUUCACCCUGACUAAUGUGGUCCCUCAGAAGGCAGGCUCUAAUGACGGGCCCUGGGAGAUCCUGGAGCAAACUGUCAACCAUACCUUAUCAGCCUACUGUCUUGGAGAUGCUUACAUAGUGACUGGCAUCAUCCCUUACCGGACUGACGACCACUGGCUGAAGAAUCAUCGUGUGGCCGUGCCGGAGUACAUGUGGUCAGCCUACUGCUGCCCAAAGUACAACAACAGUCUUCCAGAGGAAUUGAAGAACACCUUCCCCACAUACGCUGCUAUCGGCCGCAACGACCCCAACAGCACCGAGGAGAUUGUGCCUGUUAACAAGUCGGCUAAGACACAGUUCAGGGGAUAUGAUGUGAGGCAGAUGCCACUGCAAACACUUGAGAUGUAUCUCAAGGACAGGUUCAAUACUGUCGUCAGUGUUUUUUAUGAGCUGUGCUCUGGAUCAGACUGAUCCUGCACAUAUACAAUAAUUAGAUUGUUGAAGUGUUCGUGCUAAUUUCAUUUUAUUGACUAAUUAUAAGUGAAAAGUCUUUUCUCAACAGAUUCUCCUAGGAAAAUGACAAAAUACAUCAUUUGACAGGUUUAGGCAGAAAAACUACUUGUUCAUUAGGAUUGGGAAAGAUUGUGGUUAUGGUAAAAAUAAACCAACACUGCAGCUCUUAGAUCAAGGGAGAGCCAGACUUUUCCCAUCAUGCACUUUCCCAUCAUGCAAUUCUUGCAGUCAGUGAAGAGGGACUGCGGCACCUAACUCCAAAAACUGCAUCUGCCUUUAGAUUUGCCUAAAUUUGCAUGACAUCAGAGCAACUCGAGAUCAAGUCAGACAAAAAAUGUACCAUCAUGCAUUGUGCAGUGUUCACCUGUGAAUUCUGCACAGGCCUAGCUCAUCUGAACCAACUAACAGAAACUGGAUCUGAAGACUUAAGAUUAGAAUCUUUACAUACCACACACUAAUGAUUUUAUCUGCCAACUGUCAACAACAACUGACCCAGACUGGAACAGACCUGGUCCAACUUGGUCCCAUUAAGAUCAAAUCUUCAUGAUCGGCUCAACAGUCGUAAAGUCUGGAAUGACAAAACUAGCUUAGCCUAGCAUUAAGACUGGAAAUGUGGGCAUACAGCUAGCUUGGCUUUCUCCAAAGAUGUCAAAAUUCAACUACCACUGCAUCUAAAACUCACUAACAUGUUGUGUCUAUUUAACCAAGAAUAUAAAAACAACUAUUUCUUGGUCCAGUGCAGUGACUUCCUGGAAUGUUGUUCCCAGCAACUGCACAUAACCUUCCAUAACACCUUUAUUUGUUGUUUUAACACCUUGGUUUUUGUAUGAAAUGAAACAAACAAAAUUUAACAUGUUAGGUUUUACUUUUGCACAGAGCCAGGCUAGCUGUUUCCCCUGGUCCUAGUCUCUAUGCUAAGCUAACAGGCUGCUGGUUGUAGCCUUGUAUUUAACAGACAGACAUGAGAGUGGCAACGAUCUUCUCAUCUAAGUCUCGGCAAGGAAGCCAACCUAAAACAGACAAAGUUGGUGUGGAAAAGCAACACUUAACUCAUGGAAAAAAGCUAAGUAAAACUCAGUGAAAUGGUUAUGGUGAUGCUUCCACUGCAGAUUCGCAGCUGGGCAUGAACCAAUUAACAAUACUGACCACUAGAUGGUGUCCUUGUGCAAUACAUGCAGCUGGUGGAUAUGAGUUUGAGCCAGCUUCUUGUGACUGUGCACUGCAACUGGAAGGAAUUUUUCUUAAAGUUUCAUCUCGGCAGAAUCCAUUCCUUAUUCAUAAAAACAUCAGACCUCACUAUAGUGUGAGUCAGUUAGCCUUUUAUCUUAUGAUUUCCUAAAUAAUGUAUAUGAAUCACACUUUAAUUGACUGAUUUUUAUAAAGCACUGGUGUUGGAGGCUUUCUGAAGAUGAAAACAUAAAAGUACAUGAUGGUAAAAAUUAUAUUUGUGCUUCAAAU
Molecule: messenger RNA, 2479 nt
Organism: Seriola aureovittata
Lineage: Eukaryota; Metazoa; Chordata; Actinopteri; Carangiformes; Carangidae
Product: endonuclease domain-containing 1 protein-like
Exons: 2
Coding region: 38-979 (313 amino acids)
Molecular function (GO): nucleic acid binding; hydrolase activity; metal ion binding
Source: RefSeq, a predicted model, not a curated record